Dentiscutata heterogama is the source of this 879-nucleotide messenger RNA. The record is from the annotation of a GenBank genome assembly. NCBI's taxonomy places the organism in Eukaryota, Fungi, Glomeromycota, Glomeromycetes, Diversisporales, Gigasporaceae.
AUGGCAAAGGAUAAAAAAGAAUUAGAAAACAGAUUGAAAUACAUUUCUAAAAAAAGAUUCUAUCCAAAGAACUUUUACUUUUAUAGUGAUUUUGGCUCUAGUAAAACAACAAUUAUUCAAAGACUUGUCAAAGAACUUGCCAAAGGACGAGAAGCUUGUAAGAAAGCAAAUGAUCAAAAAUAUUUUGAUAAUUACAACAAUAACGAGAUCAUUUACAAGCAUGAACUAUCACAUGACACUUGGAAGUUUCAAGAUUUGUUAAAUCUUUGUGAGAAAGAUAAAUGCGUUAUCGGUCGAAAGAAUAAAAAACCUGUAGAAGUCGUGUCUAAAUACAAUAUUUUCUCAGCACAAGAUCCAUUUCAGGAUAUUUUUACUUUUAGAAAGCAUGUAUUUGAUCAAGAAGAAAUUAAAAGCUUAGAGUCGAAAAUUGCAUUGUAUAGAAGAUUUUCAAAAUCGCGAGCAGGAGAUUUGUUAAAUUUUAUUAAUGGUAGAUUUGAUAUUAAAUUUGCUGAGAAUAUUAGUUUGGAAGAGGCAAAGAAAUACGUUUACGAUGAUGAUUUUGAGAAUUUGUAUGAACAUGAUGGUGAUGUUUUCAUGAAACAGAAGAUAGAUAUGAAUAUAGUAUUGGGUAGUGUGAUUGGAAAUGUAGAUGUUGACAAUUACAGUUUUACUGUUUACAAUCAGUAUUGGAAUGAUGAUCUUCUAUCUAAUAUUAUUAUUCCAAACAAUAUAGAAUCAUUACACAAGAAUUUACAAGUAAAAUUGUCUAAUUUUACUGUAUUAGAUCCACAAAUAGAAUCAAGCACUAAACGUAAAAUAGAUGAUACAGAAAUAGUUGAUAGAGAAAAAGAAAAACAUGUAAAGCUAGAUGAUUUUUAA